Molecule: messenger RNA, 873 nt
Organism: Desarmillaria tabescens
Lineage: Eukaryota; Fungi; Basidiomycota; Agaricomycetes; Agaricales; Physalacriaceae
Exons: 3
Coding region: 1-873 (290 amino acids)
Source: RefSeq, a predicted model, not a curated record
AUGGCCAAAACUCCAGCUUUCACCCCCAAGGCUCCCAUAGAAAAACUACCACUUGCUGUCCGGAAAGAUAUCCGGGACAACUUCGAGUCCAAGAAAGCCGACUUUGAGGCCCAGAUCACAAAACUGCUUGGCACGGACUUCAAGAUCAAUUACAACGUUGGUGCUAUCUGGGCGUACAAUCAAGACGAUCGCUCCUCUGCGGGAUACACUUUGUCUAGCUACACCGAAGGCUUCAUCUCGGCCCUCAAAUACUUCCUCGAUAAAUACGAAUCUGACGGCAAGGACUACUUCAACGCUGCCGUGACGCAGUCCGAGCUAAGCAUCGGCGUCAACACCCUUGGCGACAAAGCACCUUACAUCUCCUCUGAGAUCAAAGAGGGCGUCUUUUGGAUCCUUUUCAAGCCCGACUCCCUCGGGACCAACACGGGCUCGGUCGGAGACAGCCUCCUCUCUGUUGUCAAUAACGCACCGGGGUUUGUGUUCUCUCUCCAGGCGAAGCACUCCAUUGACGAGACCUGGGAGGAGGAAUACGAGGAUCUCACACAGGAGAUCGCAGAACUCACAGAGAUCCCUGAUGUGAAGCUCGACCCGAACUUUGAGGAGAACUUCAAGGCGUUGGACGUGCAGACGGACAAGGGUUGGUACACGAGCUUUGGAGCGGCCACAUUGGCGUACUUCAAGGAUGGGUUGAAGUACCAACUAGGCAGAGAUGGGUUUAAAGGCGACGAUAUGUUACAGGAAGGCUUACAGGAGGUGUUGACGGAAAAAGUGUUUGUACUGAGGGUUGUACCCAAGACGAAGAAGACGUACAACGAGAUCGUUCUGGAGAAUGGGACGCUCUAUCUGCAAGUAAGUACUUUCACCACUUCGUAG